GCUGUUUACUGCAACUAUUUGACAUCAUUGGGGUCUCUAACAAUGGAGUACAUCAGUUAUACGCUCUUGGUAUUAUCUUCAACUUUGUGCUUUCUACAUUCAAGCUACAGUAUUAAGGAAGAUGCAUCAUUGGAAAUCUAUAGUCUGCACGUCGACUGUAAAAUAACUUCUCGUUUUGCACACACUGUUAUAACCACAGAAGUUCAAAACCCAUUAAACACUUCACGGGAAGCCAUAUUUGAUGUGGAAUUGCCAAAGACAGCUUUCAUUACCAACUUCAUCAUGACUGUUGACAAUGUCACACAUGUUGGUACGGUAAAAGAGAAGGCUGAAGCUAAACAACAGUAUCAAAAGGCUGUUUCAAAGGGUCAAAGUGCUGGCCUUGUUCAGUCAACAGGAAGAAAAAUGGAACAUUUUAAAAUCUCUGUGAAUAUUGCUGCCUUUUCAACAGCAACUUUUAAGUUGACUUACGAAGAGCUACUGAAGCGCUAUCUUGGGAAUUAUGAAUUAUAUUUGAGAGUUAAGCCUAAGCAACUUGUACAGAACUUUCAAAUAAAUGCUGACAUAUUUGAACCUCAAGGAAUUAGAUUUUUAAAUGCUUACGGCACCUUUAUAACUAAUGAGUUAACCAAUGAAGUUAAAACAAACCUCACUGGAACCAAGGCUCAGAUUGUUUUCAAACCAACACUGGAACAACAGCGUACCUGUCCAGCUUGCCCAGAAACAUUAAUUGAUGGAGAUUUUAUAAUAAAAUAUGAUGUCAAUAGAAAUAUCUCUGCAGGAAAUAUACAGAUUGUGAAUGGAUAUUUUGUGCACUAUUUUGCACCUUCAACACUUAAAAAAGUUCCCAAGAAUGUAGUAUUUGUUAUUGAUCGCAGUGGGUCAAUGGAUGGACGUAAAAUACAGCAGACUUAUCAGGCUUUCAUAAAGAUACUUGGUGAUAUUCCAGUUGAAGAUUUUUUUGGAAUUAUAUUAUUUGAUGACAAGAUCGAAAGAUGGAGAGAAACUCUUGUUAAAGCUGUACCGCAAAACAUUCAAAAAGCAAAAGAGUUUGUGUCACACAUAUCUGCAAGAGGAGGUACCAAUAUAAAUAGUGCUUUACUCUCUGCGGUGCAAAUGCUUACAAAUGCCACAAUAAGUAGAGUCUUACCAGAAAUAAGCACCUCCAUUAUAUUAUUCCUUUCGGAUGGAGAACCAACAUCUGGUACCAUUAAUCAUAAAGAUAUUUUGAAUAAUAUUAGAAGAGCAAUUGAAAACAAAAGUACAUUAUACUGCUUAGGCUUUGGUAAUGAUGUAGAUCAUAACUUUUUGGAGAAAUUGGCAUUAGAAAACGGAGGUGUUGCCAGACGUAUAUACGAAGAUUCAGACUCCGCAUUACAGUUACAGGGUUUUUACAGUGAAGUUGCAUACCCAUUGCUUUUGGAUGUCAAUGUACAGUAUCUGGAUAAUGCAGUAGAUUAUCUAACACAGAGUAAUUUCAGACAUUAUUAUGAAGGUUCUGAACUAAUUGUUGCUGGGCAUAUAAGCAAUAAUGAUUUGGAUAUCUUGAAAGCAAACGUCACAGCACAAGGACUUUCAGAACAAUUUUCAGUGAAUUUAGACACGAACCUUAAAGAAGCUGAUGAAGUGUUUAAAGAGCAGAAAUACAUUUUUGGAGACUUCACAGAGAGAUUGUGGGCUUAUCUGACUAUAGAGCAACUCUUAACACAACAAAUAUCAGCCAAGGAAGAAGAUAAAAAUAGAGUUACAGAAAAAGCGCUGAAUCUCUCUUUGAAGUACAAUUUUGUGACUCCUCUAACUUCAAUGGUUGUUACAGCAUCUGAAGAAAAGGACGAGAGCAAAAAUUUAGUUGCAAACAAACCAAAAGAAGGAGAGAAUGAAGAACAAGAUGCCGAUGCAAGUCACUUUCAAUUAUUUUUUCGUGAAACUUUUUGGAAGCGGAAAACUGUUAUAGCUCUUCAAGUGCGGAAAUGA
Bombina bombina (fire-bellied toad) is the source of this 1974-nucleotide messenger RNA. Its product is annotated as inter-alpha-trypsin inhibitor heavy chain H3-like. The transcript has 16 exons. NCBI's taxonomy places the organism in Eukaryota, Metazoa, Chordata, Amphibia, Anura, Bombinatoridae. The record is from RefSeq and is a predicted model, not a curated record. The coding region runs from base 43 to 1974 and encodes 643 amino acids.